Molecule: messenger RNA, 781 nt
Organism: Olea europaea var. sylvestris
Lineage: Eukaryota; Viridiplantae; Streptophyta; Magnoliopsida; Lamiales; Oleaceae
Product: transmembrane protein 220
Exons: 3
Coding region: 142-639 (165 amino acids)
Source: RefSeq, a predicted model, not a curated record
AACACAUUAAAAUUACAGCCGUGUGCCUCCUUAAUUGAAUUAAAUAAUAUAUUGCUGAUUGAUAAUUGAAAACAGUUUGUUCUUCUCUCUAUAUUCCCAGAAAGUCAAUCCUCAACCACUACGGUUUGCGAUCAAUACCAAAUGGCUGCAGUCAGUAAUCUAUCACUGCGCUUUUGCUCUAUGUUAAUGGCUUUCCAUUUUGCUCUAUCUGCAUAUUUUCAAUUGAACGAUCCAGGUCAGUUUCAAUUGUUUUCAGAUUGGUAUUUUUGGUUUCCUCUCUAUGCCGUUGCUUGUGUUGUCAAUUUGGUCAACGGAGUGAAAACAGAGGAAAAAAGAAGAAAAAUGGCCAAAUUUGCAGUUUGGCUUGGGAUGUUCCUGUUCAUCAAGGUUAUAAUUGAAGAUUUUGUUGAUGAAAUAACUGGAUUUUGGUCAUUUGAUAUGCGAGAGAGAGUCGUUAGAGAAAAACUUGGAAGUGGAUUGGUUGUUGGCUCCAUGCUUAUGCAAUUGGAAUCAUUGGCACGCCCACCUCAUCCCAGCUGCACUCAAGUUGCAAAACUAGGAAUGCCAAUCUUGGUGGGGAUUAGUUACAGCCUUUCUUUGUUUUUCUUUGUAUUCCAACGCCGAGAAAUGAAAUUUUGAUCAGAAUGGUUCCUAUUUUUGUAACAUUCAAGUGCCAGUGCUAGUAACGAUUUUGUUCUAAUUAAUUUAUAUUCACAUGUACACGAAUAAAAGAUUUAACCAUGGACACUGAGAAAGGUGAAAGUCUAUUUAGCUUCUUCAA